AUGUCAAGCGAGCCGCUCCAACGAUUCUUCGUCUAUGCUCCAGACAAAACAGAGGAUGGAACCUUUGAGAAACGGUUAUCUGUGAGGCCCGAGCAUGUCGAGAUGGCUAAGAAGAAUAUCGCCGAUGGUGUCAUUCGCGUCGGAGGAUUCCUGCUUACACCAGAGUCCAUCGCCACACCUGAUGCACCGAAGAAGAUGGUAGGAUCGACGUUCAUCGUCGAGGCCGCGAAUAUAGACGAGGUCCGGAAGCUGGUAGAGGGAGACAUAUACUACAAGUCGGGAGUGUGGGAUGCAGAGCGAAUUGUCAUUCUACCCUUCGUCGCUGCGACGACGAUCCCUUGA
This is a messenger RNA of Pleurotus ostreatus (oyster mushroom), 342 nucleotides long. RefSeq lists its product as uncharacterized. The record is from RefSeq and is a predicted model, not a curated record. Bases 1 to 342 code for a protein of 113 amino acids. The transcript has 3 exons. Lineage: Eukaryota; Fungi; Basidiomycota; Agaricomycetes; Agaricales; Pleurotaceae.